AUGACACAUCCAGAUACUAACAGCUUCCAGUGUGAUAAUGGCAGACGGAUUUAUUUAGACUGGAAAUGUGAUGCAGAUGACGACUGCGGUGACAGAUCGGACGAGAAGAAUUGCCCUAACAUCUCCUGUAGAACGGACCAGUUUACUUGUGUGUCAGACGGUAAAUGUAUUCCAGUACACUGGGAAUGUGACAGACAUCCAGACUGUCAGGACAAGUCGGACGAGGACGCCCAAACAUGCAGUGAGCUGUACAAGAGGCGGUGCGAUAAUGCAAGUUAUCCUUGCAGUGAUGGAAUUUGCAUACCUUCGGUUUGGGUUUGUGAUGGAAGCCCAGACUGCCCUGCUGGCGACGACGAAAAUACAGAUGCAUGCAAACUCACUGCACCGUGUCAAGGAGGUGGUAUCCUGUGUGACGGUCACACGUGCGUCUCUCCACAUCUAACAUGUGACCUGGUCAAUGACUGCAUCGACGGCUCGGACGAAGCCUCUUGCCAAUGGCCGCCGGCAGCCAUUAUAGUUUUGUCCUGGUGUAUUUUGUUCUCGAGAUGCUGGGAAAUUAUGUUCGAAAAUACUAUUUAUUGCACAAUUUUAGCUUCCAGAAAGUGUUUAUUAGACCAGUUCCGAUGUAACACAUCAAAGUGCAUCCCUUCUGAAUGGGUAUGUGAUGGUGACUUUGACUGCUUUGGUGAGGACCAUUCUGAUGAGGAAAACUGCGACUCUCCAAGUAUAAGCAAUUGCUCAAGUGUAAGCAAUUGUUCUGAGACCCAGGCUGACUGUGAGGACCAUCCUGGUGAACAAGGGUGUAUUUGCCAAACUAACCAAUUUAAAUGUGUUCUUGAUGGAUAUUGUAUUGACAACACAUCGCGUUGUGAUGGGGUGGAAGAUUGCUUAAAUGGGACUGAUGAAGAUGGGUGUGCACCAUUAACUCAGCAAUGUGGAAAGGAUUCGUUUGAUUGUAACGGUGACGGCAAGUCGUGUAUUGCUGACACAUAUCUCUGCAAUGGGAAGCCAGACUGUGAUAAUCUGGACGACGAGCUUCCAGCAAUGUGUACCAAAACCAACCCAUGUGACGUAAAUAAUGGAGGCUGCAGUCAAAAGUGUGUUAACAAGUUCCGUGAACACACGCAUGUGUGCGAGUGUGAUAAGGGUUACAGGCUGGUGAAUGGUUCGACUACUAUUUGCGAAGAUGUCAAUGAGUGCGAGAUAUUUGGAUCUUGCUCUCAGCACUGUGACAACACCAAGGGUGGCUACAAGUGUUCAUGUAUGCAUGGAUACACUCUCAAGGAUGAUCGCUACUGCAAAGCUGAUGGACCCAAACAUCCAAAAAUCAUUCUUGGUGAAGACAAGCAGAUGGUGCAGUUACUAGCGGGAACUUUUAACAAGACACUGCUAAUGAACAAAAUACAAGUAUCUAGACCUGGUGCCCUGGACUUUGACUACGAAGACAACAUGUUGUUUUGGACAGACAUUGAUAAGAGAAAAAUCUUCAAAGCAAAUUUCAGCAACUUAUCACCUGCAGAAGUGUUUGCCGAUAGCAGUCUUCAUUCUCCUCAUGGCUUAGCGGUUGACUGGGUCAAUAAACAUAUAUACUGGACCGACACAGGCCACAGCCAUAUCCGAGUGUUAACGAUGGAUGGGUCGGUGAGAAAGACGUUGAUACAAACUGAUCUUGAUCAACCGUAUGCUAUUGUCCUUGAUCCAGAAAAGGGAUACAUGUACUGGACUGACCAUGGGAGACAUCCAAAGAUUGAAAAGUGUGGAAUGAAUGGGCGAGGACGUAUGAUCAUCAUUGAUACAGAUAUAGUUUUCCCUAAGGGCCUUACUAUUGAUUAUGAUAACCAAAGAUUAUACUGGGUAGAUGCCAAACUGCAUCUAAUUGGCAGCUCCAAUUUGAAUGGCGGAGAUAGAAGAAUCAUUCUAAAGACCCUAAUCCACCUGGAUAGACCAGAUGCCAUAGUUGUCUUUGAAGUAAGUCUCAGACUAAACAAAACAGUCAGGGCACAGGUCAGGUUGUCCAAAUAA
Messenger RNA from Gigantopelta aegis, 2022 nucleotides. RefSeq names its product very low-density lipoprotein receptor-like. Gene Ontology annotation, molecular function: protein binding; calcium ion binding. The record is from RefSeq and is a predicted model, not a curated record. Lineage: Eukaryota; Metazoa; Mollusca; Gastropoda; Neomphalida; Peltospiridae.